AUGCCCGCCCUGUGGAGUGGGGACCCCAGCGUCCGGGUCACAGGAACCUCGAGCGUUGGGGCUGCCCCUCGACAGCGCUCCUCUGAGAUCACGCCGGACGCCGCCCUCCUCGCCGACACACCUGGACCGGUCCCAGGGGCCGGGGUUACGGCAGAGCCCCCCACCCCGCUUCUGAUCGGCCCCCCCUUCCCGGAACGGGCGCGGCAGUCCCCUCCCGCCAUGUGGAGGUCGCCUGUCCUACUCCUGCUGGGCCAGGCUUUCGUCUCACACUUUGCCAGCCCCCCCCCACAGGCAGCACCCCACGCACCACUCAGAGAAAAGAAGCCUUUGGGCCACUAUCCCACAGAUGGAAAGGCGGGAGCUCAGAUAGCCCCGGGGGUGGACGUGGCCGGGCUGGUGGCCGGGCGGGCUGGUGGCAGGGUGGUUCUGAUGAUCUGGUCGGCGUUUUGCCAUGUAUUGGGUAAAAAGUACGUCCAGGCUGCGCAGGUCCAUGGCCCUGAACCCGACGUGCCCCUGACCUGCCUCCUGGGACCCCUAAGCCGCUGGCCCCCUCGGGCUGCCUUGUUCCUGGGUGCAGAUGCCGCGCAGGGAUUCUUGGGGCGCCGGCUUCUCUACAAUCACUGGGACUUCGAGCUGGUGACGCCGGGGAACCUGGAACGCGAGUGCUUGGAGGAGGUUUGCAACUACGAGGAGGCACGGGAAGUCUUCGAGAACGACGUUGCAACAAAAGCCUUUUGGGCCACUUAUCCCCACAAUGGGAAAGGCGGGAGCUCAGAUAGCCCCGGGGUGGACGUGGCCGGGCUGGUGGCGCGGGCUGGUGGCGGGCUGGUUCUGAUGAUCAUGGUCGGCGUUUUGCCAUGUAUUGGCGUCCAUGUGCCCCUGAAUCCCGACGUGCCCCUGACCUGCCUCCCUGGCGACCCCAAGCCGCUGGGCCCCCCUGGGCUGCCCUCGUACCAGGAGGCACUGGAGGCGUCAGGUGUCCACGAUGCGCCCCCCCCGCCCUAUCCCAGGGCUCCCAGCUCUUCUGCCCAGCCCCACUGAUCGGACCCACAGCCACUGGAUUGCUGCUACAUGUGUGUGUGUGGGGGCGAGUAUGCAUCCGUGGGACACAAUAAGUGUGUGGUGAAUGUGUGAGACAGUGAGUGUGCAAAGCAUGAAGUGAAAUGGGGUGAAUGUGCAGGUGUGAGUGUGCGGGGUGAGUGUGCAAGGUGAGUGUAUAUGCAUGUGGCACAGGGUGCAUGCAAAGGGGGGUGCAAGGGAGGGGGCACAUGGGACUGGGGUGAGUGUGCAAGGUUGGGGAGUUGCAUAUGAUGAGGCCGUGUAUGUAAGGCACAUGGAUGAAUGUGCCUGGGGUGUGUGAGAGUGAGACAGGAGGGUGCAUGUGAGUGUGAUGUGGGGUGAGUGUGUGAGGACGGGGGGAUAUGUGAUGGGGAGUGGGUAUGCAACAUAUGAGGGAUGUGUGUGAUGGGGAGUGGCUGUGCAAGAUGCACACUCGUUCCACUUCACACACCCCGUGUAAGAUAGGGAAUGUGAUGGGGAGCAAGUGUGCGAGACAUUGGGGCAUGUGUAGUGUGGGACGAGUGUGCAAGGCUAGGGUCAUGUGCAACAGGGAUGGGUGUGUGUACCAGAAACGGGGGCACGUGUGUCGGGGGUGGAUGGAUGAAUGAGACACAGCGGGUCAAAGCGUGCAAGACACAAGUCUGUGUGGAGGAGUGAGGGGGCACAAGCAUGCUGCGUGAUGUGCACACAUGUGACGGGGUAAGUGCGAGGAUGAAGCGAGCGUGCGACACACUGAGUGUGUGUGCAAGGCACAUGCGUGUGCUUGUGCUGUGAGUGGCGUCUGACAGAGUGCGGGGCACAGAGGAGCCGGCUGGGGAUGGCGCUGAUCCACCCGGUCUCCAUCCCCCUGGAGCCGGCUGCACCGGGGCUAGGACCCGCCUCCCGCGCCAGGAUUGUUGUCAGCGAAAUAAAG
Messenger RNA from Chelonoidis abingdonii (Abingdon island giant tortoise), 1972 nucleotides. NCBI's taxonomy places the organism in Eukaryota, Metazoa, Chordata, Testudines, Testudinidae. The record is from RefSeq and is a predicted model, not a curated record.